AAUGACGCGAGAUGGUGAAACGUGUAUUUUCUUAACCUUUUCUAAAUGUGAUCAAAUAUAAUUUUUGUUCGAUAGAUACUGUCUACCGACACCAUGACUGAGAAUAAAUGUGUACAAAUGAUUCAAACAAACUUUUCCUUGUAUGGUCUAGUAUUGUCUAGGGAUCUCAGAGUAUCUCUUGCAAAACAGCUGUUGAAGAUACCAGAAGAUGAACGUGAAUCUUGGUUGAAUCACAUUAUAGAGCUGGUCCUAGCACAAAAUUUGAAUGAUCCGCAUGUUAGUGCUGAACAUAUAAAACUUGCCAUAGAAGAAUGUCUAGAGCCUAAUAAAUUGAAAAAUACAGAAACAGUAUUUAAUGUCAUAAGUGGAUACGAUAUACCAAAAAUAAGAUAUGACAUUUCCAAGAAAAAGUUUAUAAUUGAUAAUGAAAACUUGUAUCCUGAAACAGAAUAUAAGUCACUAAUUUUUAAACAUCGUUUUGAAAUGGUGUGGUACAAAACUUUGAGACAUAAACAAUAUCUAUCUUCUAAGUUUGAGAAACAGCAGACAAAUAAGACGAAUAUAAUACCUAUAGAAUAUCUGUUGAGUGAACUGAAAACAGGAAAUGUAUGUGUAAUGGGUCUGAUAACACAAUUAACGGAAGAUCAGUAUUAUUUGGAAGAUACAACUGGAACCAUCAAAAUCGACUUCAGCUCUACAGAUUUUCAGGAUACUUUCAUUAUGGAAGGCUGCAUAGUAAUAGUGAAUGGUGUUUAUAAGGAUGAUGUAUUACACAUAAAGAACAUCAACUUUCCACCGAUAGAAUCGUCGGAGAGUUUGCGAUCAGAUUUUGGUGAUACCAAUACAUUUGGCGGGUCGCAUAAUCUGUCUCUGAAAAUGUCAGAAAAGUUACAGGUUCACGAAGAGAACAAUCCAGACGGCAUGAUAGUAUUCAUAGCAGAGCUCUGGCUGGACAUGCCAAACGUGUUACAAAAAUUUAAAAUAGUGAUGGAAGGUUACAUGGAUUAUCCUCCUAUAGCUUUUGUGCUAUGCGGUCAUUUCUUGAGCUUUCCUACAAAUAUAAGUAGCGCGCAGGCUUUGAUAACGGGUUUCAAAAAUCUGGCCGAUAUAAUAACACAGUAUCCGAACGUAAAAGAACACUCCAAGUUUGUCUUUGUACCUGGUCCGCAUGAUCUAGGCUCGCCUAAGAUUUUGCCGAAGCCUCCCUUACCCAAAUGCAUCAUCGAGGAAGUCACGAAGAUUGUGCCAAACGCUAUUUUCACCACAAAUCCUUGUAGAAUACAAUACUGUACAAAAGAGAUUGUGGUACUGAGGGAGGAUAUGUUGACAAAGAUGUGCAGGAACGCUCUUCGUUUCCCGAAAGAGGAAAAUUUCUUCAAACAUUUCGCCAAAGCUAUCAUCAGCCAAUCGCAUUUGACUCCUGUGCCUCUCCAAGUUGUUCCUGUCUAUUGGAAAUAUGAUCAUGCCCUGCAAGUGUUUCCAACGCCAGAUCUCAUUGUGAUCGCUGACAAUUUUGGAACAUACACUACCGACUAUUCGGAUUGUUAUGUGAUUAAUCCGGGAAUGUUUUCCAAAAACAAUUUCUCGUUUCAAGCGUAUGUGCCUGCCACCAAUCAGAUCCAAGAUUGCCAGCUUCCAAAUGACACUGACGUUCUUUGAAGAGAUAAGUACUGUAUGUGAAAAAUCUUGUUAAAAAAUCAAAUUAUCUGCUGAUUCAUAGCGCUAUUAUGCUGGAUCAGUUGAUAUAUGUACAUAUAUAUGCUAGUCUUUUUUAAUUUUACAUAUUUAUUUUACUUUUGAUUUUGAUAACAAAAUCUUGUUUGUUUUUACAAUACUUUGAAAACGUGCCGGGAAUAAAUCACUUAAUCAUAACUUUUGUGGUAAAUACUAUAUAAACACAAAUUAAAUUAAAUCCAAAAAUUAAAAAUAAUUCAAUCACACAAGAAAGACUUUUAAGGAUGAGGAAAGAUGAAAAUAAAAGAGAAUAAUUUCUUCUUA
Molecule: messenger RNA, 1998 nt
Organism: Nylanderia fulva
Lineage: Eukaryota; Metazoa; Arthropoda; Insecta; Hymenoptera; Formicidae
Gene: DNApol-epsilon58
Product: DNA polymerase epsilon subunit 2
Biological process (GO): error-prone translesion synthesis; DNA-templated DNA replication
Cellular component (GO): epsilon DNA polymerase complex
Molecular function (GO): DNA binding
Source: RefSeq, a predicted model, not a curated record